Pocillopora meandrina is the source of this 10660-nucleotide messenger RNA. Lineage: Eukaryota; Metazoa; Cnidaria; Anthozoa; Scleractinia; Pocilloporidae. The record is from the annotation of a GenBank genome assembly.
AUGGCGAAAGCUUCAACUUUAGCGGAGACCUUGGCGAAGGAGCUGCAAUGUGGAUUUUGCUCGCAGCAAUAUAAGGAACCUAGAGUUCUGCCAUGUCUUCACUCUUUCUGUAAGUCAUGCCUGGAAGAAAUGUUGAGUAAACAAGGAAUCGGUUGGAAGGUUGGGUGUCCGUGGUGCCGAGCGAGCGUGGAGGUGAGUUGUUGAUUUUAAUGAUGUUCUCUGUGUAUCUUAUUUCCGUCGCUCAUCAGGAGGAAAUUACCAUCUUUGCACGACGAGAAUUGUCUAAUUUGGCUUACAUUGGCCAUGUUUGACAUGAAACAUUUAAGAAAGGUUGGCAGUCCCACUGAUUUUUCUCUGCCUAUUAUUUGUUGAUAGUUUUAGCACCUGGUUUUAGAAUGCUGUUGCGCGUUGCUUCCUACAGUAUCAACUUGUAUCCAGAAAAAUCGUUUCGUCGAAUAACAUUCAUUUUUUAAAAUUUCUGAUAUUUUCACGAAAGAAGUAACAUGUACAUUGAAAUUAUUCUGAUUGAUUGCGAGUUAAAGCUGAUGGAAACUGAUUUAUCCGCAGUUUUAUGCAAUAGGAACUCAGGAUCUUUGCACAUGGAAGGGGAGGGUCGGAAAGGUAUUUCAGAACGAGGAGGGGGGACUGGUGUCAUUUUCAAAACAACUCCAAUGUCAUUGGCAAGGUUGCAAGAGAUAAGGAACUUGAUUAUCAGAUGUUUUCUGAUUAGGGUUCAGGCAUCUUUCUUUGUUCAAAUCUUUAUUAUUAUCUUUUUUAUUGUUUAUCUCAGUUGUGUUUUUUUUGGUUGGAGUCCUUUUGAAAAUUAGCACAACAGGCACAAAAUGUCUUCUAAAUAAUCCCUCUGUUUGCCUUCCCAGAUUCCCAAGGGAGAAGUUGAUUUAUUGCCAGAUAACUUCAUGCUUAACAACAUGUUGGCCAUGCUGACUCUUCUUUUGGAAAGAGGUAGCCUUGGGUGUGAUAACUGUGACAGUGGAGACCCCCCUGUCAACAGGUGUGCUACCUGCUUUCAUUUUCUGUGUGAGAUUUGCACAAUGGGACAUAAACGGGGCCGCAGCACUAAAAGCCACCACUUGAUGAACCUGGAGGAGGCUGUAGAGGAAGGACCUAUGGCUGUCUACAUGUCACGCCCAUCCUUUUGCAAAGAACACAAUGGAGAAAUGCUUAAGCUCUUUUGUGAAACAUGUGACAAAACUGUAUGUAGUGACUGCACAGUUGUCAAGCAUCAGGGUCACAAAUGCAUUUUUGUGAGUGAUGCAUUUGAAAAUGGAAAAAAUAAUGUAAGGAAGAUUCUUUCAAAGACAAAAACUCAAGCAUCCACCCUCAAGAGUGCCCUGGAUGGUAUUUCAGCAAUGAAGAGAAGCAUCGAGUCUCAAGCAAAAAAAGCUGUGGAAGAGAUUGGACAGCGAUUUCAGGACUUGACUGUUAGUCUUCAUACUCGCAGUGAGGAAUUAGUAAGUGGGGUACAAGAGCUCAAGAAGGCAAAACUGAACACUUUGCAAAUUCAGCAAGAAGAAUUGGAAUUGGCCCUGGAUAUUGUGCAAAGUAGUGUAGGGUUCACCGAAAAGACUAUCAAACAUGGCAGUGAGGUUGAAAUUUUGAACUUACACAAACAAAUAUCUAACAGACUACAAGAAUUGAAUUCUUCUACUUGGCACUUAGUACCCCGUACUGACGAUGCCAUUAAGUUUAUAGUUGAAAAAGAACUGAAGGAAGAAGUUUCAUCUUUUGGUGUUGUUACAGAUGUCAUGACCAACGCUGAGACAUCAACUGUGAUGAUGGGUCAUGGUUCAGAGGGCAUAAUCUACAGUACACUGUGUGGACAGCCUGUUCAGUUCACAAUAAUUGCAAGGGAAUGGAAUGGAAAGAAGAGAGUAGAAGGGGGUGACCCUUUCACAGCUUCUUGUGACAGUGGUGCUGGUUUUAAAGCCCUGGAGGUGAAAGACUGUGGAGAUGGUACUUACAUUUUCUCAUACACCCCAGAACAAGAGGGUCAGUAUAAACUGGUUGUUAAGCUGUUGGGUCAUGAUGUGAGUGGAGGCCCGUUUACUUGGUCUGUAGAAAAAUGGCAUCUUCUGUGUGUUUCAGGCAGCUCUAAAGGUGAAGUGUUGUUGUCUGAAGAAAAACUGACUGCUCAGUACAAUCUGAAGUCUGCGGUAACCUCUGCUGUCUCAAAACCAUACUCUAAUGCUUCAUGUUUCACAUCUGGUCAAAAAUUUACUGCUUCAAAUUCACCAUUUGGCAGUACCAGUACUAGCACUGCAAGCUCACUUUCAAAUGGAAUUUCCCAAAAAUCCAAAAACUCACACAACAAUGGAGGCACUGGUCGGCCCUUUGGUGCAAACAGUUGGGACUAUGUAGUAAGUUCUACUUCAUUCUACAAUGGUAAACAUUCAUGCAAAGCUAAAUUGAUUGGCAAUAUUCAGGAAGGUUUUAGCUUAGGGGUCAUCAGCACCUGCAGAAGAUCACAUGGCAAUCUGGCCAGUCUGGGAAACUGGUGGGUGUGGAACUCCAAACAAAUGAAGCACCUUUUGCUCUCAAGUAACAUGCAUGUUAAGAACAGUUCUAUUACAGACUUUGAAAGCAAUGACAUCAUAGAAAUGUACCUGGACUGUGACGAAGGAACACUGAUAAUGUUCAAUCAACGUACCAAAGAGUCAGACAUUUGGUAUGGCAUCAACGGAGAUACUUGUCCAGUGUUUCACAUGACAAGCCAUGGAGACCAGGUUUCUCUACUAGUUUAGAGGGCUCAGAGUUUAUAUGAGGAUAUCAAAUUAUUCCUAGUUUAAACCAAAAACACAUUUUAAGAAGAGUGCAAUUUUAAAUUGUGUCAAAAGUAAUCUUGGAUUGCAUUCAUUCUGCAGUUAUUGGGUGAUAUGCAUACCUAAAAUAUGCAUCAGUGGCAAGCCUGCCUUUUCAAAGCCUCUGGUAUUCUCCUUAUGUUUAUUUUAACGGCUCUUUUAGGCUUUUUGAUAUGACAAUUUCCUUCACUGUCAAGUUCUGAUAUGCUUUUGUUGCUUAAAUUUUGAUUUUUAUGGGACUGAAUCUUAAAUUUUGAUUAACAAUUACUUUAUACUUAGUUUUUUUUUAAAGUGUAGCUGUCUCUUAACUUUUUCAUUUUAGUAUCAAUUUAUUGUAUUCAAUGAAUUAUAUCCUGUUUGAAAAUUACUCACUGAAGUAGAGGUAAAUAUCCACCACUUUCAUUGACACUGAGGUAAACAACUGUUUUAGAAUGCCUAGCAUAUGUCAUAUAGCAACCUAAAAGGUACUUAUUUUCUGUCAAUUUAAUGGUUGGAAAUUAACCUCUUGACAGGCAAUAAUGUUUCUUCAGCUGCUUGGAGGUGAAUAAAGCUUGCUCAUCACUUCCUAAUAACCAAUAUAUCAGCUUGGGAAAUUAUGCAUUUAUUCAGAAAUAAUUUUAAGCUUGUACUCACUGUAUUAUGUUUUUAUUAGUACAAUAAUUGGUCUAUUUCUUGUACUUUUUUUUGGGUAAAGUGACUUGAAUUUAAAAGAUGUAAGAUCAGCUCUGAUAUCUGUGAUAAAAGGGUUUAUAAUUCAGUUUAUAAGUUUGCAAAAUCCAUGGGAACAAUACUGGAAACAUAUGGUGUUUCCUUUCUAUUUGAAAUCUUAACCCUAAAAUCAGUAUGCAUAUUCUCCAUACUGUUCUCUAAACAUUUCUUAAGAUACCAACAUGGAGAAUUUGCCUAAUAAUUAAUAGCUUCUUUAGUUGGUGAUCAGCUCCUUUAUUUUCCUGACCUUCACGUUUGAUUUAGGUGUGAUAGGGUGAGGAGAAAUUAGAUGCCAGUCACUCUUAGGGGUUAAAGGGUUAAGGUCUCAUCUGAUAAAUGGAACAAUUGUUUGACAUUGAUGUUAAAUUCCAACAGUCCAUCUUACUUUAGGGCAUGAUGUUUUAUUGGGUAGUUACAAUUAUAGUUGAAGGUGAAUAAAAAAUUAAUGUAAUGAAAAAAUAAAUAAAUAAAUAAACUGAAAACAAACCUUGGAUAAUUUUUUUGAAGGUAUGACUAGAUAAUUAUGAUCCCACUAAUACCUCAGGCUAGCCCUUCCUCUCUGCAAUGAAUGUGGGUGCUAGGUGACUAAUACAGCCUAAUCCUCUGUCUCCCAAUGAUUACAAGCUGUUCGCGAGAUCUGAUUUAACAUACUGGUAUCUAAGUUGGAGGAAGAUAGAUAUUUUGUUAGAACUGUUUAAAAUGUUUCUCUGCAAAUUCAUACAGAUUUGUAUGAAUUGAAAUUCAUAUGUAAAUCACAAGCUUAUGUUAAGUUUCCACCAUAAAUUUCUAUAAUAUAAUAAUAAUAAUUUGUACACAAAAUUGAGUAUCAAAUGAAGGAGACCUUUUAGCCAUGGAACUUAGCUAAAUAAUUAUCACCUAUUUGCUUAAUUAGCAGGUAUUCUUGUUUCUCAUCCAUAUACAUUUAUAAUUGUCAAGCUCAUUACAGAAUGAAUAGUCUCAGUCAAAAUGGAUGAGACCAUGAAAAUUUAUCUGGGUGUUAUUAAUUUCAAAUUGAUGAUUUUCAAAGCAUCAUAUGACCCUUUGUGAGUAGUCCUAUUUACUUUUAUACGCUUGGUUGCCAAGCCUUUGAACGGGAGUGAGGCUAAGGCUGGUCUUGUUAGGAUGCAAACAUUGCCGUUUUUCAGAUGUAAAUUACUUUGUUAUCGUGCUAACUAGAUACUGGUCUCUAUCACGACUGAAGGUCACCUUCAGUCUCACUCCAAAUCAAAGGCCUGGCAACUAAGUACACAACUAUAAAAUGGUCUAUUGCUGUCAAAUCCUUAUAAAGAUAUCUGUGUCCUUUUCAUCUUUUUUAUUUGUCGUGCUAUUUCGAAAUGCUUUAUCAGCUUCCAAAAUCUGAGAAGUUUUAUAAAUUCUCCUCACAGUUUCAAGGCAUGUUAAAACAGCAAACGGGUCAUCAGAAUGGAUAUAAUUUUUAAUCACCCUGAGCAACUUACCUUAUUCAUAACACAUCAAAAUUUUCUUAGCUUAUAUUUCAAUAAAUGUUCUGUGAUCCAUUUUUUUGGCUACAAGCCUUUCUCUUUCUUUUGGGUAACCAACUCCUUUGUAAAUCAGCUGGCUUGUUUUUUUUCGUUUUUUCGGCUUAGGAAGCUCGACUACUUUAUCCAUCACCAUCUGGUAAUAAAAAUUAUGGCUGGAAUAUUAAUUACUUCAUUGAGUUAAUCUCCUUGAGAGGUGUCAAUUUAAGAUCAUGGGUAGCCUGAAAAUCUUUAGCCUUUUUCCAAUUCUGACUGAAAAAAGCAAUUUAUUUUAUUUUUUUUUUUACUUGAUCAAAAACCCGCAAUUUCCAGGCCUGCCGAAGUGUAACUUCGACGUUGUUUCGCUCUUCACUAAAAUCCCAGUUGAUCUUGCCGUUAAGGUUGCGGAGGAGAUACUUAGAGAAGAUGCUUCCCUAGGACAAAGAACUUCUUUGCCUGUGGGGGAUAUUAUUCAUCUGCUCUCUUUUUGCCUCAAAACCUCGCAAUUUACAUAUAACGACACCUACUAUCAACAAGUUUUUGGUACAGCGAUAGGUUCGCCUGUCUCUGCUGUCAUUGCUAACAUGGUAAUGGAAGACGUGAAACAAAGGGCCUUAACCACUUCACCGGUUAAACCCUUUUUCUGGAAACGAUAUGUCGAUGAUGUUAUUUCUGCGGUAUCCGGAAAUGAAGCGGAGCACCUCCUGUGGCAUUUGAAUUCAGCAGAGCCGUCGAUCCAAUUCACCCUUGAGCGUGAAAAGGAUAGACAUUUUCCCUUUCUUGAUUUAAAUGUGUCCAGAGGGGUUCAGGGUAAUUUAGAGACAAGUGUCUACCGUAAACCUACCCACACCGACUAAUAUUAAUCGGCGUUACCACCAGCGCCUUUGUUUGGAGGCUUGGUAUAUUAACGCCGCCCACGCUCCUUUAAAUCGUGACGAUGGCGGUUUGCUUCCUGACGCCUAUUUACUCCUCGUCAGAAAAAAGGCCGCUAAUUAGUGAUCAUAUGAAAGGAUCUCUUGUUGCAGCGUUUAGAUCACCCCUGAUGAAGGCAUUAGACAGAGUGUCGAAACGUUGGGUCUGUGAAUUGUAACUUCUUCGGUUACAUUCAUUAAAUCUGUAAACCAGAGUAGCAUCAAACCAUGUCUGAUUGUCCACCUGGUUGCCGUGUGAACUUCAAUAUAUUUUAAUUAGACAUACUUGUACGCAUUGCGUACCUACGUUAAUAGAGGGUGGAACGUUAUAUCGACAACAUAAUUAUCACGUGACUUUCCAGUCGAUUUCCUAGAACUUCUAAGCUGUUAUGAUUUACAUUCAUUCGUCGAACUGACUUGUGCGAUUAUUUCACUCUUUUUCGUGUGAGGAAGGAUAUCUACCAAAGAUGGCUACAGCUUCAACGUUGGCCGAAAAUUUAGAGAAGGAGUUGGAAUGCGCUGUGUGCCUGGAGCAGUUCAAAGAUCCCAAAGUUCUUCCAUGCCUUCAUUCCUUCUGCAAAAUAUGUCUGGAGGGGCUGGUCUGUAGAAAAGGAAAAGCUUGGAAGUUGAACUGCCCUUCUUGUCGGAUUAUUGUAGAGGUAAGCUUGUGAAUGUGGUGUACUGUUCUUAACAGUCGUGAUGUGAAAUCGUUGAGUGUUCGGCCACACCUCUACAGGGUCUUUGUAGAACUGUACGCACAUGUGCGCAUUGGAGUAAUGAAAGGGUGGAUUUGAAUUUACGCUGCACGAGUAUUCUUUGAAGAUUGAAGGAUAUGUGAAACAACAAUAAAGUUAUAGCACGAUGUAGCAACGUUCCGUAAUCUUUGUGCAGAAAAAGUGAUUUUUCAGAGGAUACUCGAAUUCGCUUUCUAGCCGCCAUCGCGUUACAGAGAUGGCUUUACGCCGAUUUCGCUACUCGUCGAUUUCGCCAUAUGUUCGCUACUAACAUGCCAAAUUCGUUGCCACUGCUAAUUCACAGUUUUAAUUUCUCUUUUAACCAUAAACCACAAGCAGUAUCUGUAAUUUAUACUGCUAACUGCGUGAUUGCCGUUUUGAGAAGUUAGUUAAACUGAUCAUAUGCAAAUUGCCUUCUAGUUUGCUUUUAACCGCCUCGUUGAUUUUUGAGUUAUUUUUAAAGAAAAAAAAAAUUGUCCUUCUUGUCGCAUCAGCGUAGAGGUUGGUUUGUGAAAAUAAAUUAUUGUUGAUUGUGGUGAUGUGGGACUAAACUAGUGUAACAACGUUGAGGAACUAAUGACGCCUCUAUUAGUGUGCUUGGAAAGAACUGAAUGCAUAAUGUAGGAUGGGCUGUGCGGAAAUUUUAUCAUCGGAUGUCUUUUUCUUUUACCUCUUAAAUGCUACCACCACUUUUUAAUGGAGAAAAAGUGAAGUUUAAGCUCCGCUAUUUCACUUUUAAUUAUUAACAUAAUUAAGUAAUUUUUGUCCACUUCCUGCUUUAGUUAUUUAAAUUUGUUUUUUUAGUUAAAAAUGUGCAAUCUGAUUGUUAGAUAUGAGCUUGGAAACGACAAAAUAAGGAGGAGAAAAGUGAAUUGAUUCAAAUUUUCCAAAUAGUAUCUCUUUUUUUGUUACACAGAUUUCAGAUGGUGAAGUUGAUUCUCUGCCAAUUAAUUUCUUCUUGAACAAUUUAUUAUCUAUGGUUUCCCUUCAUGGAGAUUCAGGGAGUAGUAAAUUGGAGUGUGAUAACUGUGAGAGUGGCGAUCCGCCUGUGUACAGAUGCAAUACAUGCUGCCAUUUCCUCUGUGAAUUUUGCACACAAGCUCAUCGGAGAGGGCGUGGCACAAGCUCACAUGGUGUGGUGUCGAUUGAAGAAGCUAAAAAGAUGGGACCUGUGGCUGUAACCAAACCCAGUCUUUGUAAUGAACAUGAUGGAGAGUUGUUAAAGCUGUUUUGUGAGACAUGUGGGGAGGCUAUCUGUAGAGACUGUACCAUUGUGAAGCAUCGAGAGCACCAGUAUACUUUUGUAAAAGAUGCUUUUGCAAAGAAUAAGAAAAUCAUGGUGGAGAUUCUUUCAAAGACAAAGGGACAAGCAGGGUUGCUGAAGAAAGCAAUAGAUGGUGUCUCAGAGAUGAGAAGAAGUGUUGAUUUAAAUGCAGAUCAAACUGUUCAAGAAGUGCUUAACUGUUUUCAGAAAUUAUCAGCUCAUCUGAAUGCUCGCUGUGAGGAAUUGAUUCAUGAUGUUGAAGAAAUAAAAAAAGUGAAACAGAAGUCUUUGGAAAUUCAACAAGAAGAACUGGAAGCAGCCUUAGGAAGUGUGCAAAGUAGUGUAGAAUUCACAGAGAAGGCUUUGGAAAAUGGAAAUGAAGUUGAGAUUUUGAACAUGCGCAAGCAAAUGUCAAGCCGAUUAGAAGAACUAAAUUCAUUAAAGUGGCAGCUGGAACCACGGGUGCAUGAUAUAUUUAAGUUUCUUGCUGAGGAUCAAUUGCUGGAGAAGAUCACUAACUUUGGUCAUGUUGCUAGUCAUAUAAGGGCAUAUGCCAGUAUGUCAACUGUAACUUUGGGACAUGGGAUAGAGGGUUUGAUGUACAAUACAAUCAGUGGGCAGCCUGUUGAAUUCAUAGUAACUGCUAAAGGGUGGGAUGGAAGGAAACGAGAAGAAGGUACUGAUGCUUGUGAAGUAGAAAUUCGCUCCCAAUCUGGUGAAACUGCAUUUAGUGACUAUGUUAAAGAUAGUGGCGAUGGAACAUACGGCUUUUGUUUUACUCCAAACGAAUUACAAUCAAAUGAGUACCAAAUGUCAGUGAAACUGAAUGCUUCUCAUGUGAAAGAUAGUCCUUGUAGAUGGAUUACUGAAAAUUGGAAACUUUGCACAGCAUAUGGCGAUUACUCAAAUCAAUAUAAUUCCAUUACCCUGGACAGUGACUCACUGAGGGCAACUUAUGGGACAUAUAACCCUUAUGAGAACCAAGCUUUUUUCUAUGUCCAAACUCCUUUUGAUGUCGAAGAUUUUCACUAUGCCAAAUCUCCUUUUGAGGACCAAUAUAUGCCCUAUAACCAACCUUUUGUUUCAGUACCUCUAACAGUCUUUGGGACAUCUCAAUUUCAGUUUGGUAGGCAUUCAUGGAAAGUACAAAUAUGUGGUAGUAACUUUGACAAUUUUUGUUUUGGCGUUGGUGUUAGUCCUGCUGCACAGGUACCUUGUAAUGACCAGUGGACAUGGAUAUUAGGAAACAAACAGCAGCGUUGUUGGUCUCAGGAAAGCAAAGUGACAGUUUGUAGUAGUGGAGACAUAAUUGAAUUUUACCUGGACUGUGAUAAUGGAACACUUAGAAUGUAUAAUCAGGGUACCAACGAGUUUGACACUUGGAAAGGUGUCAAUGGCAUAGUGCGUCCCAUGUUUCAAAUGGGUAGUUGUAAUCAACAGGUGUCCUUAGUUCUUUAGGAAAACAAGAAAAUCUAUGUUCUCUGUCAGUGGUAUGAAACAUCUCGUGUUUGAAAUGGAUAUUGGUAAUCAACAAGUUCCUCAAUUCUUUGAGAAAACAAGAAUGAGUUAAGGAGAAAAAUGAUGUCCUCCUUCUUACUUGUUAAUCUACACUUUUAAAUGAUGCAAAAAUGUUGAAUUUAUGCUUUAAAUUUUUAAAUUGUGAAAGCCAACAUCUUUCUCUAUUUCUUUACCAAGCUCAAAACUUACCAUCUCUCUUUUCUAAUAACUUGCAUAAUGUACAUUAGCCAAAAAUACUAUCAAAGUUGAGAGAGAAAUGGUUAAAAACAUGGACGCACUGUAUACUUUCUCCACAUUGACAACCUGGCCCUGGUCAUUCACAGCACAAUUAACAUAAACCAGGGUUAGUGUAAAUUUUUAAUUCAUUUUAAUGGCCUUGCAAAGGGAUCAUUUUUUUGCUGUUAGUUUUAAGUCAUGUUGAGAUAAAACCCAAUAAACUCUUAAACAUGCUCUUCUCUCCUAGAAAUUAGAGCCAAGGUUAACUUUUAAUCCUAGAUUAGCUUUAACCACUUUUCAAACAACUAACUCCUUCCCUGGUUAAAAUUUGAUCCAUGACAAAUCCAAUUCUUGUUACAACACAAAAGUAAUUGAUUAUGCUACUGUACUCCUCCAUGAAAUAAAAGAGGAAACAAUUUUUUAUUUCCUUGUUUUUUGGUAAAAAAAAUUAUAAAUAUUAAAUUUAGAUGGAUUUUAGUUUUAAGGGUGUUGUAUAACUGGUACUCUAAGCUGAAAUGCUUUUAAAGUCACUUUUUUGAGUAGCAACCAAAAAUAAUAAAGUGGUCACCAGAGAUAAAAUGUUGGUUGCCAGAAAAUGAAGUAAAGAAGGCACUUUGAACAUUUAAUGAUGCACUGAACCAAUAACAGCAAAGCAUGUGUUUAGAAAGAGCAGUGUGGCUGACAUUUGGUUUUCUUGGAUAACCAAAAGAGGCAAAUGUUUAUAGAAGAUGAUGACAUAACUUAUGUAAUAUUUCAAAAAUUUGUAAAAACAUAACAACUUGCUAUACAAUUAUGACAUCUGAUGAUUUUCUGCAAAUAUCUCAGAUGAAAGGUGAAAAAAUUCGGAAGACAAUUCAGAAAUAGAGGUUGAAUUCAUACUGGUGCAGGAUAUUGAGUUAUGCAAUUAUAAGGUUUGGUAGUGUGAUGUCUUAGUUGCUAUGCAUUUUUAGGGAAGAGUUAUUGCUUAUAUUUAGAAAUGAGUGUAAUGUAAAAUAAACAAAAACAAAGAGCA